Anastrepha ludens (Mexican fruit fly) is the source of this 2825-nucleotide messenger RNA. RefSeq lists its product as uncharacterized. Lineage: Eukaryota; Metazoa; Arthropoda; Insecta; Diptera; Tephritidae. Gene Ontology annotation, molecular function: zinc ion binding. The coding region runs from base 70 to 2346 and encodes 758 amino acids. The transcript has 5 exons. The record is from RefSeq and is a predicted model, not a curated record. Gene Ontology annotation, cellular component: nucleus.
UUUGUGCAAAAUUAGAAAACCACAACAAAAACAGUAACAGAAAAUAGGGAAUUUUUCGUUUGUUGAAAAAUGACUGACCAGGGGCGUACGGCUCACGUAAAUUUACCAAAAAGAUUUGAAUUCGUACCGUCUUCAAUUGCGCGCGGAUCUUUGCGCGGUUUGAAGCGAUGUCCAGGUUGUGGUCAAUUGAAUGGUGUGCGUAGUUCUAUCUGUCGCAAUGAAGACUGUAAGUUGAGAAAAGAUGCGCUGCGUCUGCAUAUACCUUUAGAUCCUAUACGCUUAGAGAGUUUGGAUAAACGCAAAACACUGUAUUCUCUGCGUAGUAAAGAAAAAAAUGCACAGCCACGUAAUUUUGUGCUAUCAACAGCCGCAUGCGGAAGCGAUUCGACAACAUUCGAAUGCUACAGUUGUUGUCCUAGCGGCAUCAACAAUUCAGCACUUUGCAAACACAUUUUAGCCUGCAAUACCACAAAUGUAGAUUCGUUGCCACAAGCAGAAAUAUUUCCCAUUUCUCGCGAUGUGCUUUGGAACUUAAACGGCUUGGAUGAAGAGCACAAGAAACGGCUGUGGAGCAUCUACCAACAAGAAGAAAAUAGUGUGCCCGCUGUGCAACGUAUUUCCAGCUCAUUGUUUGUGGUCAGGUGUGAUGAGUCGAAAGUGUUUCCUGCUGGACGGCUACAUGUUACAGCUGUAAGCAACGGCAUCUCUACACGAAAGGGCAUAUAUUCUUGCUCCUGCAAAAAGCUCAAAAUCAUAGUCGAGCCAGACAAUUCAGUCGUGAUGCAAGAAGAAGUGUGUGACCAUAUUUUGUUAGUCUUAGCGGCAGUGCUAAGUAACCGAAAAGGUAAAACGGCAUAUGGGAACUUCGCAAGCGCACUUAAAUCCUACUGGAUGCCAACUAGUAUUGAGACACCAAUUGUAGACUCAACGCAGGAGGAUGCACUGUUCGGUUUAAGCAUAGACAUUGGUGGCAACUUCGACAUGGAAAGAAGUGAUAGUCGACAAGUGGACGAUAUUUUUAUUUACAAUAAUGAUUUUAUGUCUGAUGGAAAUAUUCCCGACUUCGAAGAUAUUAUCCUCAACUACCCACUCAACUCUGUGGAAAAUUUGCAAAGCCAAAAUAUUUCGGAUAAUUGCAUGCCCACAAAUGCAGCCACAAACCCAAAUGAUAUAUUACAUCCUGGUGAUCCGAAUCUCGGUUUAAGUUUCGCCAUUACGGCAGAGGAUGUAGAGGACAUACAACUGCACAAUGCACCCUCCAUCAAUGGAGUUAAAGCGGUGCAAUCGAAUUUGGCCAGCAACUUAACGACAGCACACCUGGAGCUUAGCGAUUGCAAAAUCGAGCUAAUGGAUCAGUUCGAACUUACCGAUCAAAUUGACCUAUCGACAACUGACGAUAUCACUCUACAGCAAGAGCAAACAUGGCUUGGCAAUGGUAUAAGCAUCCUUGAAGCGCCAGUAUUAAAUAGCACAGCCUCUACUAUUGGCUGCAAUGAAGUGUCACCCGUUUUGGAAACGCCAAGCACCACACCGCACACAGCUUAUUAUGAUAGUAAUUCGUUGCUGAAAACAAACCAAGUGGUUGAAGCACCACCAAUUGAGUUACCAACAAUAGCCAUGGUGAAGAAAUAUCCGGUGAAAGCAUCUGAGCUGGUAAAUGAAGUAAAUACGCGCAAAUUUCCGCCACUACCAGCAAAGAGAUCGCUAAUUAUUAAUGGAAAAUUGGAGUCGGAGGAGAAACAAACGAAUGUUGGAAGCCAAACAAAUGAUAUUGAAGAACCAUCGCUUGCCUUUUCUGCUUGGUUGGAUUAUGUGAUUGAAGUGAUCAACGAAAGUGUCGGUACUGUAGAAGAAAGAAAUGUGGAACACACUUUUCAUGUACAUGAGGAAAUAUUUGCGCAUUUUAGCAAACGCUUCAGUACCGGUAUUAAGCUGCGUACACCUAACAGUACAACGGUUGUAAAAGCGGGGAAAUACAAAGGGCUCUUCAAAUAUGUUUGGUAUUUCUCCAAUGCAACAACGAUUCGACGAAUUUUCACAACAAAAAAUAUCUCACUCGACACCGAACGUAUUUUUGAAUACAAUUCCGAUGGUAUAUUUGUGCCCUAUGUAAGACAACCAAUUAUGCCCGCUCCGAAAGGAAAGCACAAGCGUGUGUAUCCCAAGCUCUCACUGUAUAAGACGCAUAUUUGGCUCGAAAGCGGUAGCAGUGAAUAUAAAAAUAAUUUCAAAAUUGAAUGGUUACCUGGUGCCUUUCCAAAGAGCCAUCAUGGCAUGUUGAAACUUGAGUUUUCAGUAGUUGUGCAGGACCCGCACGAAAUGCAAAGAGCAAUUGAAGGAAAAUAAAACAUAUACAUACAUACAUAUAUACAUACAUACAUGUAAAUAAUAUGCCAUCUGCAACUAAAUUGGACUCGAAAGCCAAAUUAUGUAAAAAUGCCGAUGUGAUAAUUCUCUGUUUUCAAAAGUGUCAAAAGUGCCAUGUCUUAAAAAAUAGUUAAGUUAAACGAUUUAAUGGCCACCAUGACAUGAAAUGAAAAUAGUUAAGUUAAACGAUUUUGUGGCUUCAAAAAUAACAACUAAAUACGUUCCCACAAAGUUCGUGUAAAAAGAGAAUUAGGUGAAAACAAUAUUAAAAAAUUGUUUAGAGUUCACUUAAGAAUUUAUUGUGUGCUUACACAUUUUAAUUUAUUAAAUAUAUUAUAAGAAAUAAAUUAUUAAACGGCGAGAGCAAAAUCUACCGAGUCUCGAGACUUUUCCUGAGAUUAAUUUAAACGCUUCGUGUACAUGUUUCGAGAAAUCUCACUCUAUUUGGAUUAGAUUAA